GCACACAUGCGUCAGAAGGAGCAGUGGUAGCGUCUCGACUCCCUUUCUCAACUGCAUUCGUCUACCAAUCAGAGAAACGACAGGAGCAACGGACCAUUUCUUUUUCUUACCGUUUUCGUGUGCAAAAGUGCGUUCCAUGUUUUGGCAUGAUCUUCAUCCCCAUCAUCAACAUCAACGCCGGAAAGCAAAAAAAAAAACACCAAGAGACGCGCUGACAUCGUCACCGAGAUGUGCUGUGGACUUCCUAUCAUUUCUUCCCCUGCUGUUCAAAUUCCAUGGCCGGUAAAACCUGCAUUUUUCACUGCUCUUGUUACCACUGAGCCCGGGAAGCCAGAUUUGGUCCACAGCUAAAUCACAAGUUCCUGUUCUUGGCUCCCCCUCCAUCAUUAUUCUCCACUCUGCUGUCAAUCACCAUGGCGUGCUUCCUGGCAUCCGCCUUUCUUUUCAUUCUCCAAACGUUUGCUGCCCCACCUCAGGCAAGCAUUAGCUUAAACGGAAUAAAUCUUAACGAUGAAGAUGUGACCCUGUCUCCUCCACCAGGAACUAGCAAAAGACCCCCACAUAGCAUUAUAAUUGGGGUGCGCAAAGGAGGUACAAGAGCCCUGUUGGAAAUGCUCGACAUCCACCCCGAGGUUGCUGCUGCUGCAACUGAGGUACAUUUCUUUGACUGGGAUGAGAACUAUGCCAAAGGCUUAGAGUGGUACCGUGAGCUGAUGCCUUACUCGUACCCGCACCAGAUAACAGUCGAGAAGACCCCAGGAUACUUCACGUCGACUCUUGCCCCCGAACGCAUCUGCGCAAUGAACUCAUCCAUAAAACUGCUCCUGAUUUUGCGUGACCCAGCUGAGCGAGUCGUCUCAGACUACACUCAAGUGUAUUUCAACCGUCUGGAGAACCACAAACCAGUUCAAGCUAUCGAGAACCUUCUUGUACGAAACGGUGCCCUUAAUACGGGCUACAAGGCCAUUCAGAGGAGCCUGUAUGACAUUCACAUGCGCAACUGGCUGCGUCAUUUCCCUCUGGAACAGAUUCAUAUUGUAGAUGGGGAUUUGCUUAUUCAUGACCCCUUGCCAGAACUCCAAAAAGUCGAGCGGUUCCUCAACUUGCCUCCCAGGAUAGUCGCCUCCAAUUUCUAUUUCAAUCAGACCAAGGGAUUUUACUGCAUUCGAAGUGAUGGUCGAGAGCGAUGUUUGCACGAGUCGAAGGGACGCCCGCACCCUGUGGUCAACAGCACUGUGCUCCAACAACUCCGUUCUUACCUGCAGGAGCACAACAGAACCUUCUUUAGGCUGGUAAAGCGCACCUUCAACUGGCAAUAAUAAACCACCCGCUACAUAAAUCGAACUCAUAGGAGCCAGUCUGCGAGAAGGUCAAAAUGAGGCCCGAAGCACUUUACAGAACUCACAUUCAAAGCCUCUCGGUUUCUAGACUUGUCUUCUCUAGUUCCCGCUGACUUGUUAUUAACUUCUUUUACACAAUAAGGCAAAAUGGAUGAUUCUUCAAGUUUGAAAAUGUUCUCUUUGCCGCGAGCACAUCGCUGAUAAAAUGAACUUGAUGAACCCCCCCGCCCCCCUUUCCUUCUCUGUCUUGUUUGAUAUCCUUGUUCUUGAUAAUAAAUUGCUCUUUUAAAUGUU
Molecule: messenger RNA, 1634 nt
Organism: Hippocampus comes (tiger tail seahorse)
Lineage: Eukaryota; Metazoa; Chordata; Actinopteri; Syngnathiformes; Syngnathidae
Gene: hs3st1l1
Product: heparan sulfate (glucosamine) 3-O-sulfotransferase 1-like1
Exons: 2
Coding region: 414-1319 (301 amino acids)
Molecular function (GO): [heparan sulfate]-glucosamine 3-sulfotransferase activity
Source: RefSeq, a predicted model, not a curated record